Molecule: messenger RNA, 663 nt
Organism: Rhizopus microsporus ATCC 52813
Lineage: Eukaryota; Fungi; Mucoromycota; Mucoromycetes; Mucorales; Rhizopodaceae
Exons: 3
Biological process (GO): phosphate ion transport; cellular response to phosphate starvation
Cellular component (GO): Golgi apparatus; cytoplasm; plasma membrane
Molecular function (GO): inositol hexakisphosphate binding
Source: RefSeq, a predicted model, not a curated record
GUAGCCUGGAUCAUAAGUUUGAUUAUUAACUCUAGUUAUACAUCUGCUUGGGAUAUCAAGAUGGAUUGGGGUAUUCUGCAGCUGAACAGUCAUCAUUUUUUGCUUCGAGACGAUUUGGUGUUUUAUAGAUGGACAUAUUAUGUAGCCACUCCUCUCAACAUCAUGCUACGAUUUGGUUGGAUUCUUAAUACAUUAAACUUGAAUCUCUCCAAUGACAUGACCAGCUUUAUCGUGGCAGCCCUAGAAGUAUACCGUCGUUUCCAGUGGAACUUUUUCCGUCUUGAAAAUGAGCAUAUAAAUAACUGUGGCAACUUCCGAGCGAUCAAAGAAAUUCCAUUGCCAUUUGCCUUUACUAAAACCAAUAAGGUUACCAUUGAUCAAGAAGAAGGACGUAUUCAAUUGCCAAUUGAGCCACAUGAAAUUGCCACACCUAGUCAAGCCAAGACUUCAAUUGAUAUGAUGGGAUCUUUCUAUGGUCGCAGAGAUUUUGAAAACAAACAAGAUUUAGAAGAAAAGAACGCGACAACUGCAAAGAUGCUCAAUCCUCGUCCUUCAAAGGUUGAGGCUGUUUUGGAAAGAAUAAAGUCUCGAAAGUCAUCUGUGGCCCUGGAAGAAUCAGAGACUGAUCAAGAUGACAGUUUAGAAGACGAAGAUAGUGAUUAG